Molecule: messenger RNA, 1412 nt
Organism: Haplochromis burtoni (Burton's mouthbrooder)
Lineage: Eukaryota; Metazoa; Chordata; Actinopteri; Cichliformes; Cichlidae
Product: tropomyosin alpha-1 chain
Exons: 9
Coding region: 270-1124 (284 amino acids)
Biological process (GO): actin filament organization; muscle contraction
Cellular component (GO): actin filament
Molecular function (GO): actin filament binding
Source: RefSeq, a predicted model, not a curated record
GCUGUCACUGGGGACUAGGGCUGUCUCCAAACCUCCUGUCAAGUUUAAAUCACAUACAGCUCCACCGACUCUCAGUCUGCAUCCUCCUCUCCUGUGCUCGCUCGCUCCGAGCUCCCUCCUCUCUGCAUCUGCCAGUUGCGCUCCCUGUCAACCUUGUGAGGGCUCCUGUGAGGCGUCUUCCUCUGAACAUCUGCAGCAGCUUUUCCCCGUAACGAACUACAAAACUUCAUUUUCUAAAGAUCUCAAGACGCUGACACCCAACAGUCACCAUGGAGGCCAUCAAGAAGAAGAUGCAGAUGCUGAAGCUGGACAAGGAGAACGCCAUCGACAGGGCGGAACAGGCCGAGACCGACAAGAAGGAGGCGGAAGAUAAAAGCAAGCAGCUGGAGGAUGAGCUGCUCGCUCUGCAGAAGAAACUGAAGGGAACAGAAGAUGAACUGGACAAGUACUCCGAGGCCCUGAAGGAUGCUCAGGAGAAACUGGAACUGUCGGAGAAGAAGGCCACAGACGCUGAGGGCGAAGUAGCAUCGCUGAACCGCAGGAUCCAGCUGGUGGAGGAGGAGUUGGACCGUGCUCAGGAGAGACUGGGCACAGCCCUGCAGAAGCUGGAGGAGGCCGAGAAGGCCGCAGAUGAGAGCGAAAGAGGCAUGAAGGUGAUUGAGAACAGAGCCAUGAAAGACGAGGAGAAGAUGGAGAUCCAGGAGAUGCAGCUCAAAGAAGCCAAACACAUUGCCGAGGAAGCCGACCGCAAAUACGAGGAGGUCGCUCGUAAACUAGUCAUCCUCGAGGGUGAGCUGGAGAGGGCAGAAGAGAGGGCAGAAAUUGCAGAACUCAAGUGCGGUGACCUGGAAGAAGAGCUUAAGAAUGUUACCAACAACCUCAAGUCUCUAGAGGCUCAGUCUGAGAAGUACUCUGAGAAAGAAGACAAAUACGAGGAGGAGAUUAAAGUCCUGAAUGACAGACUUAAAGAGGCGGAAACCCGUGCAGAAUUCGCAGAAAGGACAGUGGCUAAGCUGGAAAAGACCAUAGAUGACUUAGAAGAGAACUUAUCACACGCAAAAGAAGAAAACAUAGGAAUGCACCAAGUCCUGGACCAAACACUGCAGGAGCUCAAUAGCUUGUAAAAUGCCAAGAAGAACAUCAAAUAAGUAAAAAAACAAAAACAAACAACAACUUUGUAAAAGAUAUUUUCUACAUGCCAUCCAUUUUUUUUAUUUUAUAUUUUUUUUGCAAUUUCACUCUUAAUUUGUAAAACACAUGUAGCUCUUUUAUGUAUUUAUGGUCCUUUUUGUUCCUUUUCCUUUUUAAAAAAAAAUGGUUUUGGGUCCACAUGAUUUCAGUAUUGGUGCUAGGAAUUGUGUUGUAGACCAAACUCUGUGCACAAAUAAAACUGAUGAUGACGACGGUGUUAA